Messenger RNA from Eruca vesicaria subsp. sativa (arugula), 753 nucleotides. The record is from the annotation of a GenBank genome assembly. NCBI's taxonomy places the organism in Eukaryota, Viridiplantae, Streptophyta, Magnoliopsida, Brassicales, Brassicaceae.
AUGAAAUUUUCAUAUAAUCUAUCCAAACUAUUUGGUUUCCCUAUUUUGGCCAUCCAAUUCCUCAUCAUACAUAGUGUUUCGUCAUUGAAUCUUACCAAUGAAUAUCUUAACCACAAAUGCUUCCUUGAUCAAGGGAUUUAUAACUCUGGAAGUGAUUACGAGGACAAGCUCAACACUCUCUUACGUAAUGUUCGUAUUGCUAAUUAUGAUCUGACCGGUUUCUUGCGUGCAAGCAGGGGUCAUGCUCCUUAUUCUGUUACCAUCAUGUUUCAGUGUCGUGGUGACUCUUAUGGAUCUAAAUGCAAUACAUGCGGUGACAAAGCAGUCGCAGGGUUUCGUAGAAAAUGUCCGAAGAUCAAAGGAGGAAUAAUAUGGUACGAUCAAUGUUUUCUUUGGGUUAGUGAGAUCGGUGAAGAAAUGCCACUCAAUACUAAUUACAAGAAUAUGUUUUCUAUGUACAACCCAAAUAACGUGAGAGGGGAUGCAAAAUUGUUUGCAAAGAGGGCGGUGGAUUUUUUCUCUGAGCUAACACUUAAAGUCGAGAAAAACACCAAGAUCAGUGUCAUUCUUUAUGCAGCAGGGGAAAAGAAGCUCGGGAAAAAUACAUUGUAUGCAAUGGUACAGUGUGUAGAACUAACAAUAGAUUGUAAAAGUUGUUUGACGUGGAGUAUCACAAAGCUUUUCAAGAAUGGCGACAUUAAACAAGGAGGGAGAGUUUUGGGUUCGAACUGUGAUCAGUAUAUGGUUGCUUGA